CUGUGCGUACUCAAAUUCGAUUGCAUGGUGCAAAGCAUUUCAGCACAACUGGACAGGUUGGAAUCAGUCAGCUGUCCGGACUUCUCCAGCUGGUCGAAUUUUGAAAUUUAUUAAUGAUUUAACAUAAGAUCACGGGGUCAAGAAGUAUGGACGAGUCUGCAGCACGACAAAUUACAUAGUCGGCAUAGUCCACAGCGCAGCUUGCUGAUGCAGAUUGCAGAAUCUUGUGAUCAGAGAUCCUUGUUACCGUGAAACAGGCAAUAGCCGCAAGAAGCCGUCAUCGAUCGAUCGGUAUCCCGUAAAAUGUAAAAUGAUGAAAAAGGUUUUACCACUGGUGGAGUGGUGGUCAAUGCUCACACUUUACAGGCUGAAUGGACAAUCAACCCAUCCCUGGGCGUACCGCGACAGGAAUGAUUAUGGAUGAUUUUUCGCUCAGCUGCAGAAAGGAAACAAAAAGUGCGGCUGCUCUACGACGGAACCGUUCAUACUCCACUCUUUCCACGAUAGACCCGGCCUUCUGCGGAAAGCUGGCACUAGAUCUAGCAAAGGGUUCUUGUAUUAAAUCGUUGAAGUUCUCCAUGUGGACAGCCGUAAUAUUGAGUGUGGCUCGGAAUAUUUUGGUGAUCACCGCUUCAGCGCUACAGUCAUUUCGACAGCCAGCUACAGCCAGUCCCAACAAUGGCACUAAUAAUAAGCAAGAGCUGUCGAGUGAGGUAGACUUCGCCCGUUGGCUUAUCUCUUGGACAUACACGGGAUUCGGCUCGUCCACUUUCGCAGAUCCCAUCCUGUGUGUGCUUGGUAUCCGCGCUGUUAAGAAGCUGCGUGGGCAAUGGCUAAUUUCGACGACCCUGGCUAAUUCCCAAUUAGGCAACUCGAUGAUCUGGAAUGCCAGCGACCAUCUGGAGAGCUUCGUCCUUUUCCACAUGGCGCAUACUGUACUAGGCAUGGUUUCCGUCUGCACACUCAACGGGAUCGUAUGGGCAUACUUUCCCGGUUUUUUAUCAUAUUUUUGGUGGACUGUCGUGCACGGAUGGUGGCAUUCAGUCGCGAUGAAUACUGCGGGUGGCGAAUACCUGAUAAUAUCCUGGCCGUAUGCUCUGUUGACCAUUUGCGGCUUCCUCAAUGCUGUUCACUGUCAGCGAAAGAUCUCGCGCCUCCGAAAGACCGUGCUGCUCGAGAUGUUCCCGGAUUACGGUGAGAAAAUGUGGAAAAUACUCUCUCGUGGCACUUUGGGUGCCCUGUGGGACCGAAUGGAAUUGCGUUUGCUCGGUCUGACAUUGCUUGUUGUUCGCGCUGGAGUCCGGAUAGUGCUGGCGCUGCGUCGAAAGGAGGUGUUCUGCGUAAACGAAUAACCCAGCCAGUUUUGAAAUUGGGAAGGAUUUAUCUACACGGAUAUUUGGAGAAGUACCACAUGGAAAACGGCGUUUUCAAAGAUUCCGGAUCUCUUUUGUGGUGAUUGACUGCUGCUUGUUUUGUAAAAAUCAAAAAGCUGAUUACUGAAGUAACCGGGCGGUAUAAUUCACUGUGUUACCUCUUUUCUUCCUGUUAUUUUAGCUUAUUGAUAGAAACCUUUGUUUCUGUUGUUUUGGUAGUUUAAUAACUCUCUUGAUGCAAAUAAACCAUUUUACUCGUAUUUGCGCAUUAGACGAAGCUCGCACUACUCGUGUUGCGAUUCAUCCAAAUGCUUUCUCGUAAUUUCGUAAUUGAUAAUUUUAAUGUUUGGGAAAUGGCAGCACGCACAAGCAGUGUACUGCG
Paramacrobiotus metropolitanus is the source of this 1755-nucleotide messenger RNA. RefSeq lists its product as uncharacterized. The transcript has 3 exons. Bases 372 to 1352 code for a protein of 326 amino acids. The record is from RefSeq and is a predicted model, not a curated record. NCBI's taxonomy places the organism in Eukaryota, Metazoa, Tardigrada, Eutardigrada, Parachela, Macrobiotidae.